AACAAAACAUAAGAAGAACAAAGAGCAGCAAGAGUCGUUCAUGAAGAAUUUGAUCCUUAUUUCUCUUUUCUUCCCCUCUUCCUAUGUUCGAGCUAUUUCGCUACGCCCCUCUUGUUGAUGCCCGGAGCGAUAAAGAGUCGAUUGUUGAUGCACAAACUCAUUCUUUCACGCUUGAGCGCUUCAAAAACAAUCUGCCCCGAACGUGAGAGAGAGUCUUUUGUCCGAGUGAGAACGACGGGAGUCCUUUUAGUGCCUUUCUUUAGUUUCCUACGCAUACUCCUGAAUGAGGAUAUGAGACUGAGCCCGAGUGAUUCUUCUUCUUCAUUUGAGCAGACUCCUCGGUAGCAGCAGGGAGAGAAUGAAAGCAAAGAGCUGCAGCAGCCAAAUAAACGUCUUCCAAAGAAGAUCUAUAUCUAUUUCCCACGUCGAAUCAUUACUUUGGUUCCGCAAGACGGAAUCUGAAGAGAUACCUGUCGCGGGAGGAGCGAGGAUACGACGCCACUUCUGAAGUGCUUUUUUUAAUCUUUAGAAAAAGAGUGAGAAUAAAGAAGGAAAGAAAAAACACUCCCGUCGUUAUCACGAAGAAUUUGAUCUUUCUUUGAGUUUUCUGCCCAAAAAAAUAUUUGAUCACUCGGACCAUGAACUCAUAUUAACUCAUAGGGAUUGCCGGAAACAAGCGCUCAAGGGCAAAAGAGAAUCCGCGAGCGAGUACAAAGAAAGAAUGAGUUCGGGGAAGAUAAAGAAAGAAGCGCUCAAGGGUACCGAACGAGUACAAGGGUCCAGAGCGAGAGAAGAGAGGGACACUCUCGAUAUCCCGAACGAGAGAAUCAGUUUGAGGGGCGAAGAGCUGAACGAAGGGAAGGGGCGAAGAGGCUAUAAGGUAAAAGGCACUCGAGCGACAGCGUGAAAGAACGUAGCCGGGGGCGAGUGUUCUUCAAGAAAGACCUACCAGUUCAUAGAAGGCUAUGGUUCAGUCACCGAGGAACCUUAAAAAACCGGGCCCGAUUUGGGUUAUUGGAUUAAGGGUACGCAAUUGGCUUAGUAGCCUUUCCCGGAGAUUGAGCUAACUGCAUGUCGAGCGCUUAAGCGGAGCUUGUGGUCACUCGUUCCUCGGCGGACAUACAUAUCGUGAAGGGAUGGUAUAAAUGAAGAUCAAUUGAGCUAUAAGAGGCCAUAUGGGAGUAGGGGGAGUAGUCUCCUUUGCCUGUGCAUCUGACAAGGAUGUUCCAACGCGUUCCAAACGUUCAAUGCUCUCGAGAGGUUUGUGUAGGAGAAUUGGGGAUGGGAGCAGCACUCGUUUCUGGGGUUUCGACUCCUCCGGGUGUCUCUUCGAAGGGUUUUCUCAACCCGGCAUUUCCAUAGAACAGCGAGGAAAUCUCUUUGAAUCUAACUCGAAAUAAAUUAAGAGAAGAAGAAAUGCCCAAAACCUCCCGCGCUUUACGUUGGUCAACAACCAAAAUAAACUAACGUUUUUCCAACACAAAAUUCUAUCCAGUGAAAAUGUUGUCUCCCCUUUCUUUUUUUUUGAGGGAGCAGAACAAAAGAGACUGUCAAAGUCAACUCAUGUUUUCACUCCAUUUUCAUUACGAAGAUGUAUCACGUCAAGAUCCGUUGCUCAAACCGAAUCACGCCAACGUUAUGGAAGUUCCUGGAUCGUGUGAAAUAAGAGUAGUACCAAAGGCACCCUAUAAUUUAAUAAUCAAAAAUGGAAAAUUGGCUAUGGAGAUUCCGCGCGGUCAGAAAUUCAUACAGACACAAAGGGGUUCGACAGGAAAGUGGUUUCGAAAAAAUCUAUUCUUGGGGUCAAAUAAAGACAAAGGAUAUGUCAGUGACCUGGCACGACAAAGCACUCUCCGAGGGCAUGGAAUGUCUCAUUUUUCGGUAAGAAUCGCGAUAGUAAUGUCUCUGUUAGAUUCUCCGGUCGCAAUACGGGAAAACUCCAUUCAAUUCUCGAUGGAAAGGGAGUUUUGCGAAUUCUCCCCGGAACUGGAAGAUCAUUUCGAGGUCUUCGAACAUAUUCGAGGGUUCAAUGUGACUAUUGUGACUUCGGCCAACACACAAGAUGAGACUUUACCACCGUGGAGCGGCUUUUUGCAGGGGGAAGGACUCAGCUCUUUGAAAGCUUUCACCUCGACUAGAAGAUAGAAGAAGGAAGCCUAGAAGCAAGCACAGGCCUUACCUUCCGCCUUGUCCUUAGAUAGAAGAAGAACAGGAGAAAGAAGAAUGGAAAUAACCAUAGUUAUUUCCGCUCUUGUCGGAAUUGCUACUAGAAAGGAGUUCUCACCGGGAAAUCUCUUUAGACUUUAGAAAAGAAAAGUCCUAAGCAGCAAGGUCAGUCAAUUCUUUCUUUUCCCACGUGCCAUUGAUUUAGCUGAAUUAGCUCUUGCCGUAAGCGCUCUUGCACGAGUACUGUACCACGAGUACACUAACGAGAGAGGAAGUACGAGCAGAAAUCAGUAGUCACUCUUCGCCUUUCAAGAUAUUGCGUUUCAUUUCAUAGAUAGAGAAAGAGCCUCUUUAGCGACCGAGAAUCUUAUGUCAAAAGGACCAACGACGAUGAAGG
Zingiber officinale is the source of this 2563-nucleotide messenger RNA. RefSeq names its product 60S ribosomal protein L5, mitochondrial-like. The record is from RefSeq and is a predicted model, not a curated record. NCBI's taxonomy places the organism in Eukaryota, Viridiplantae, Streptophyta, Magnoliopsida, Zingiberales, Zingiberaceae. Gene Ontology annotation, cellular component: ribosome; cytosolic large ribosomal subunit. Gene Ontology annotation, biological process: translation. The coding region runs from base 1501 to 2145 and encodes 214 amino acids. Gene Ontology annotation, molecular function: structural constituent of ribosome; RNA binding. The transcript has a single exon.